Molecule: messenger RNA, 4246 nt
Organism: Dermacentor andersoni
Lineage: Eukaryota; Metazoa; Arthropoda; Arachnida; Ixodida; Ixodidae
Product: tachykinin-like peptides receptor 99D
Biological process (GO): G protein-coupled receptor signaling pathway
Cellular component (GO): plasma membrane
Molecular function (GO): tachykinin receptor activity
Source: RefSeq, a predicted model, not a curated record
UCGAUCAUCGAACUCGGCGACGGUGGCUGGCGGAUGGGGGGAGCGGUUGGGUGGGGGGACGCGACGGCGCGCGCGGGACGCGUGGCGUCACGCCUGCCGGCGCCAAUGAGCAGCUCGCAUGGGAGUCGGUAGGGCCGGCGUCACGGCUGUCGUCACAGGUGGUAAACCAAUGGCCGCGGCCGGCGCAAGUAGAGACCGCCGAUCGCGGGUCCCGGACUGCAAAGGGAUUCCAGCGCGCGGUCGGCUCGAGUCGCGCUGCGGGUGUGCCCCGGGCCCCCUUUUCUUUGCCCCCGGCGUGCGAGCUCGGCGGGACGGCGCGCCUCAGCCGCGGUGUCCUGCGUGCGCACUUCGUCGUCCUGCCACGAGGCGCACCGGUUUGUGCGAAUGCCUCGUUGGAAAGGCUUCUUCCAUCCCGGGCGUCUUCUUUGAAUCAUCCAAAUGCUCUGCCUGACCUGCGCGGGCCUCCCAGAGAACCUCGGCAGUGCAGCUCUACGUAAGCCACCGCACUGAAAGCGCUUUCCGAGCGCGUUUCCCGCCUUCACCACUGAGUCGUACGCUUGCGAGAGCUCCGGACCACAUCGGAGCGACACCUUAUCGACACGUUGGCGAGUGACACCUUAUCCGGCAUCCGUACGUCGUGGCGUCAGGUGCAGCAAGCUUUGAAGGAAGCCCGUAGCUGUGCUCCGCGGGCAGUCGGCAAAACCCUCGACACCACCACUGGUCGAAAAUCUGGCCCUCAAAAAGUUUGGAAACCUGUGCUGUAGAACAUUCUCUUCACUCGCCAUGGCCUCACGUCUCGAUGGAAGCGAGCUAUACCCGUCCGCGCCCUGACAAACACGGACUGCUUUCAUAAACGAUUUAAUUUUCCAUUUCAUCGGCUGGAACGCUUGUUACCCAGACGCACACUCUUAAAACAAAUCACGGAACAGCAUCAGUAAACAACGGGUGUAGGAACUGCACCGGUACACUUCAGUCGGCACUGCGUCAUGUACCCGGCCCGAGCCGCAGACCCGAGGCUUCGCAGCGAGCCUUGACCCAGACUGAUAGCGGGGCCCCAUCCGGCAUCACUCCUCUGCGGUCGGCGUGACUUGCUUGACUCAGCGGCCGAGGAAGUGGGAGCCCGAGCGAGUGCGACACAACGGCGCCCAGAUUGCAGCCCGGCGUCGAAUUAAUAGGGCCGCGGAGGGGACCGACCGGAAGCCGUGAAGCUGCCAGAUUAUUGCCCGCUUCCCGUCGCCCAAGAUCGCAGUCGGCCCCAAGCGCCGCCCAAGCAGCGGCUCGCACGGGCGUCGCGGGGCAUUUGUGCGACCGGUGUCGACACGGUCUGACGCGACCGCAGAGGCUGCGACAACAGCGCGGUUCCGCACUUCCUCUGGUACCGGAUUGGGACACCAGCCAAAAUGAGGUCACGACCUGACAAGCUGUCAAUCGCCGCCAGCACUCCGGGACCGCCGGCUUGUGCGCAGGACUAGCCGCCUGUCUUCGUCGUGUCGUGUCCGAAGCGAACUAUUUACUUUGUUCUUAGGUCUACAUAGAAGGGCUUCCUCGAGAUGCUUUGCAUGAGGGACUGACGACGUGCUGACUGGGAGCAAACGUUUUCAGCGUCACUCUUCUUGUGGUCUCCUCUCCGCCGUCCGCCAUCUACUUGUGCGUAGUGUGUAACUUAUCUCGCCCUGCUGCAGUAUUGUCGAAGGCCCACUUAAGAUGGCCGCGAAAUACGGGAGCACCUGAAUGUGAUACAAGAAAACAGAGCCAAGAAACCCUAACGUUUCGGCUUUUUGUUCGCGCUUUAUUUUAAUUGUCUCUGUAGAUCGACCUGGACAAAGGCAGGGUAGCUUGUUCGGUUAGUUUGUAACUCGCUGCGAAGCCAUUUCAUAUUUAAGUAACGGCUGUAUCGUAAAAUUCACUGCGGCAUGUAUGCGUGCUGAGCAUCACACAAGUGAUUGUCGGGCGGAUUUUGUUUGAAACACGUCCAGUAACGCUUUUGGCAGGUCGCCUCUUCCCAUACACACUGUAUUACGAAGGAGCGCGCUGCUCGCUCAAAGUCACUUGCACAAGAGUCGAGAUCCCGGUAUGCCCUAGCCAUGGAUCUGUAUCUCAACGACAGUGUCUUCGGCAGCAAUGGCACGGGAGCUGAAGGCGUGUCUCUCGUCAACCUCAGCUCGGAAGACAUCAUGACUGAGAACAUGUACAUAUUGCCAUGGUGGGGCCAGGCGGCCUGGACUUUGCUCUUCGGGAGCAUGGUUCUCGUGGCCACAGGAGGCAACCUGAUCGUUAUCUGGAUAGUGCUGGCGCACAAACGUAUGCGCACGGUCACAAACUACUUCAUUGUCAAUUUGAGCUUAGCAGACACGAUGGUGUCAACAUUGAACGUCAUUUUCAACUUUAUCUACAUGCUAAACGGGGACUGGCCGUUCGGAACAGCCUACUGCAAGGUCUCCAACUUCAUUGCCAUUGUGUCUGUGGCAGCCAGCGUGUUCACCCUAAUGGCCAUCUGCAUUGACAGGUACAUGGCGAUCAUGCGUCCACUGCGGCCUCGGAUGUCCAGGGCGACGACGCUGAACAUCGCCAUCUGGAUCUGGGUGGCGAGCAGCCUGCUCUCGCUGCCCAACAUACUCUACUCGACCACCAAGGCUGAGAUUUUCGCCAACGGCGACUCUCGCGUCAUAUGCUACAUCUUCUGGCCCGACGGCGACGUCACCGAGAGCCACGACGAAUACGUGUACAACGUGGUGAUCCUGAUUGUGACCUACAUGAUACCGGUGACAUCGAUGGCCUUCACCUACUUCCGCGUUGGCCGUGAGCUGUGGGGGAGCCAAAGCAUUGGCGAGUGCACAGCCAAGCAGAUCGAAGCCAUCAAAUCGAAAAGAAAGAUUGUGAAGAUGAUGAUCGUGGUGGUGGUAAUUUUCGCCGUGUGCUGGCUGCCGUACCACGUGUACUUCCUGGCCACGCACCACCACCCGGAGAUCACUCAGUCUGACUACAUCCAGCAUGUCUACCUGGCCAUCUACUGGCUCGCCAUGUCCAACUCCAUGUACAACCCCAUCAUCUACUGCUGGAUGAACAGCAGGUUCCGCGAGGGCUUCAAGCGUGUGUUCUGUUGCCUGGCCUUCAGCGACAAGGAGACCGCGCAGCUGCGUCAGCACAUGGCGGCCACGCGCUACUCGUGCUCGGAGCCGUACGCCGACACUCGGGUCACGUUCAACGGGACCGCCACGGCCGUCCCGCUGCACACGCUCACUGAAACCAUGAGCGCAGGAAACCUGACCAGCGCCGGCCCGGCAAAGUUCAGGGGCUGCGGCUCGGACGUGUGACGAAUGCUGCCGCCGGCCCGGUCGGCCCGGCUCGGCCCGCACGCCAGUGCGGCGGCGCACGCCAUCUGAGUCCGCGGCGAACACCCCCCACCGCAAAACACUGCUCGGUCGCGCACAAAGCGCUCGACUUUAACGCGCGAACACGAGGGGGGGGGGGGGUCUGUUCCACCACUGCGUCGGGCACCUGUCCGAAUCAAUCCCCCAGUUUUCUUUUCUUCGUCUUCUUUAUUAUUCAAUCGCUAGUUUCGUCGCUCUCGUUGCACUUUACUCCCGUGGGGCUGCUUUGCGGCAGAUAGGUCCGAGGGCAUAUAAGAAUGACCGAACCGACCUGAAGCAGAGGUCCUGUGACGUCGGAUUUUGACGACGCAGGCCACAGCGCCGAGGACGUCAGGAAAGGACGUUCCGACCUCAUUCUUGCUUGAGAUAGGAAAGACGCCGUGGCUGGCGUCGGCUGCGCAUAGCGAGAACAAAAAGCAGAAUAAGGGAAGCAAAACUAUUAAACUAUCAUACUUUCCUGCAAAUAUUUUUGGCGGUGUUGAAGUUGCCUGUUCGUUACCUCCUACCUGCGUUAUGAUGUCAUAAGUACUUACCAAUGGCAAGGUGGAGAAGCAACGUUGCGCGGCAAGGGAAACACCGGCCGGUCUCUGUACAUGCGGGACAUGACGGUGUCCGUUCGUGGCGUACGCCAGAGUCGGCGAAUGGCGGCGAUCGUGAACAAGCCACGGGCGCGAGAAGCUGUUGUGCUGAUGUGUCGGCUCGGCUGUUGUGCUAAUGGUGUCGCUGUGUGAACUUCCUGUUUCAUUGUUGUCCGUUACCCAUAAGGAAAAUGUAAUGCAUUUUUUCGAGCGUUUCCCGAAGAUGUUCAAUAAUGUGUCCCCAAGUAACAAACCCCACGGAAUGCACGGUACGCAUUAAACGGACUGCGAAAUCAG